Oncorhynchus kisutch (coho salmon) is the source of this 6745-nucleotide messenger RNA. RefSeq names its product excitatory amino acid transporter 2-like. Gene Ontology annotation, cellular component: plasma membrane. The record is from RefSeq and is a predicted model, not a curated record. Gene Ontology annotation, molecular function: glutamate:sodium symporter activity; L-glutamate transmembrane transporter activity; neutral L-amino acid transmembrane transporter activity. Gene Ontology annotation, biological process: L-glutamate import across plasma membrane; L-aspartate transmembrane transport. Lineage: Eukaryota; Metazoa; Chordata; Actinopteri; Salmoniformes; Salmonidae. The coding region runs from base 538 to 2106 and encodes 522 amino acids. The transcript has 11 exons.
AGUGCUUGCAAUAGAGAAUAGUGAACUUGUUGUUAACCUGACAACGCUACACCUGACCUCAUACUGACACCCCUAGAACAAACACACACGCACACACACACACAGAGAUACACACAGACACAGAGGAGCAAAAGCAUGUGUUUCAAGAAGGUAAAAGUGUUUAAACAUUAAUAAAGAUGGGUGGGGGCAUCAAGAUUGUACCGUCAACCAACGAGGAUCGGCAUUCAGAGAAGAAAAGGGGUGAACAGGAGGAGGGGAGGUGGGGGAAGUGAAAGCGCAAAGGAGCAAAAGGAGCAAAGUAAGGCAGAGCUCAUUCAGUGGGAUUGUUGAGCACAGAGCUCCACGGAUUACUGUGAUAGAAAUCUGUCUGUUUGAUUUCUGGUGCUGCUCUCGCUCAUGCCCUGGACGCACUGAAGGCUUGCAUUUCAGCAGUCGAACAUCUCUGAAGCGGAUGCACAAGACUCGGAGAAGGGAGAAGAAGAGAGGCUGAAACUUAUUUUCCAAUAACUCUAAGAUUGAAUACAAAGUGCCAGCAUCAUGCCUAAGCAAGUGGAGGUGAGGAUGCACGAAAGUCACCUGGAGCCCAUCGAGGCCAGGCCCAGGAACAAGUGUAUCAGCUGCUUCUCUUCUCUCUUCAAGAACCUGCUGCUCACGCUCACUGUACUCGGUGUGAUUCUGGGGGCUGUGUCUGGGAUGCUGCUUCGUUAUGCCUCUCCCAUCCACCCAGACAUCGUCAUGGUGAUUGCGUUCCCUGGAGACAUCCUGAUGAGGAUGCUGAAGAUGUUGAUCCUGCCUCUCAUCAUCUCCAGCUUAAUCACAGGUCUGGCUGGGCUAGAUGCCAAGUCUAGCGGUCGCCUGGGCACCAGGGCAAUGGUCUACUACAUGUCCACCACGGUGAUUGCUGCAGUGCUGGGAGUCAUCCUAGUGCUGGUCAUACACCCUGGAAACCCCAAGAUGAAGGAGCAGCUGGGAGAUGGCCAAAAGCACGAUGAUGUGUCCAGCCUGGAUGCCUUCUUUGACCUCAUCAGGAACCUGUUCCCUGAGAACCUGGUGCAGGCCUGCUUCCAGCAGAUCCAAACGGUAACUAAGAAGGUGGAGAAGGUGAUUGAGGAAGACAUCAAUGCCACCACCACCUUGGAGGGCCUCCUGUCCAACGCCACCAAGGAGCCUGAGUUCAUCAUCAAGAAGUCCCUCCAGUUCAAGAGUGGCAUGAACGUGUUAGGAGUGAUUGGCUUCUUCAUUGCCUUCGGCAUCUGCAUGGGGAAGAUGGGAGAGAGGGCCAAGCUCAUGCUGGAGUUCUUCAACAUCCUCAACGAGAUUGUUAUGAACCUGGUUAUCAUGAUCAUGUGGUACUCUCCCUUCGGUAUCUGCUGCCUGAUCUGUGGUAAGAUAAUCUCCAUUGAUGACCUGGAGGUGGUUGCUAGGCAGCUGGGGAUGUACAUGGUGACCGUGAUUGUGGGCUUGAUCAUCCACGGAGCCAUCUUCCUGCCUGCCAUCUACUUUGCCAUUGUCAGGAAAAACCCCUACACCUUCUUCAUGGGCAUCUUCCAGGCCUGGAUCACUGCCUUGGGGACAGCCUCCAGUGCUGGUACACUGCCUGUCACCUUCCGUUGCCUGGAGGAAAACUUGGGCAUCGAUAAGAGAGUCACCCGUUUCGUGCUCCCUGUCGGCGCUACCAUCAACAUGGACGGAACCGCCCUCUACGAGGCCGUGGCAGCCAUCUUUAUCGCCCAGAUGAACAACAUCUACCUGGAUGCUGGUCAGAUCGUCACUGUCAGUCUGACAGCUACCCUGGCCAGUGUUGGUGCGGCCAGUAUUCCCAGUGCUGGACUGGUGACUAUGCUUCUAAUCCUCACUGCAGUCGGCCUGCCAACUCAGGACAUCAGUCUGCUGGUUGCUGUUGACUGGCUCCUGGACCGGUUCCGUACCUCGGUGAAUGUGGUGGGAGACUCGUAUGGCGCGGGUAUCGUGUACCACCUGUCCAAGGCUGAGCUGGAUGAGCUGGACGCUACACAUGGCAAGUCAGGCGACAUCGAGAUGAUGAACAAGACCUCGUCCUACUAUGAUGACCUCAAGAACCACCACGAAAACAACUCCAACCAGUAACCUUGGCCACUAACGGCUCUACUGCUGCGGCAGCUGUGGCGGAGCGCACACUUGUUGAGGAGGAACCCCGGAAAAGUGAAUAAAGCCAGCACACAGAACCCCAGCUCCACAGGCUUUCUUAUCUGGUGAAAAAAAAAUGUGAACAAAAAAAAAGUCAUGCGAACAGAACUACUAAUUGUUUUUCUUAUGUAUCUUUAUUUUGCAUUUGUAUUAGUCCCUUUACAGUGUUUCUAACCAUCUGACUGACAGAUGAAUAAUACUAAUUAACUUAUCAGUGAAACGAUAACAGAGGUAUGUUUUACCUGUUAGAACACUAAUGUGUGCAUCAUAGAAAACACUUGAACAACGGACAUCAAGGCUUGGAAGGGAGGGUGGGAAGAGCAAAACAAACUGUUAAAUUAUUCCUAGAAUUGUUUCUAUGAGAGCACUGCAUUCAAAACAGGGGGAGGGUCAGUGUGUGGGGGAGUAACACUGGAACAACAGUCCUUCAGAGUGUGAUGGUAGCUGUGAGUUUGACACUGGCAAUCUGGAAGUCUAACAACAGACGGAGUGUGGGACAUAAUCAUGCUAAACAUAAGGUAUGCCUGUAUCAAACUCCACAUUACAUUUUUAGCAGCGUAUCAUUACUAUUAUCAAUGAUACCACAGUAGACAGCUGUUAUUUGACCCCUGGCCCCUUUUACCGCACAAGAUAACCUUUUACCUAUACCUGACAGAGCCCCUGUAACCUCUCUGAGUGUCUUUGCUACCUGCUAUUACCCACAAUCCCAUGGGGGAACCCCGUUGGUGAUAAUGUAGAAUGUAGAGAUAAGGCAGGGUCUGCAGACUGAGUCUUACUCCACAAGCACAUGUUCUCUGAAAAGCACAAAAUACAGAAGAAACAUGGAACCUCUACUCCCUUUUUAAUUCUUAUACAUUUUGUUGACUACUGUAAGGGAGAGGGACUUUUUCAAUGUCGCCUCUAGUGUGAGAUUAUUUACUGUAUCUGUGUGUGCGUGUGUGUGCGUGUGUGUGUGCGUGUGUGUGUGUGUGUGUGUGUGUGUGUGUGUGUGUGUGUGUGUGUGUGUGUGUGUGCGUGUGUGUGCGUGUGUGUGCGUGUGUGUGUGCGUGUGUGUGCGUGUGUGCGUGUGUGUGUGUGUGUGCGUGUGUGUGCGUGUGUGUGCGUGUGUGUGCGUGUGUGUGGGAUGGGAGUGAGAACAUGACAUAUCUCCCCAUUACUGAAAGGACCAAACAGGCAUAUGAUAAAUCAAGCCAGAAGCCUUCGAAACGCCUCCAUGACACUUACAGUCAUUGAUAUCGUCUUUUGGGGUUUCUUACUCUGCACACAAUCCAUUUGUAGCUAACUCCAGGUAGAAAGUUUCUCACUCAUUUAAACUUCCAAAUUAGCUAUUAAGAAAUUGAUGAAGCUCUCUGCCCCGCAAUUACUGCAACACAUGAAAAUCAAAAGUAAAGGUAAAAUUUGUCUCCAAAUACAAAUAUAUCAAUAUCUUCAGUUCAGGACUGUAUUUCAUAUGAAUUAGUUCAAAGUACUAGGAAGUAUUUAUUAUACCCAUCCCAGAUAUUCUGAAGCUAUCAAUUUCAUGAUGUUGAGAACCAAGAGUUAAUUGGGAAGUACCAAGAAAUAUAUCUAGAACCGUGAUUAGUACGAAAAUAUAAAGCACAAAUUAAGUUGUUUUAAAACAGAAUACAAAAACAGAAUAUAAAUUGAAUACUGAGUCCAUAUAGCACAAUUGCAGCUUAGAGUAUAAACUAGGUAUGUAUGAUUUUUUUAAAUCCCUUUUUGACACUGAUGUCUUUUCACAUUCAUCAUUCAUACUUUGAGGAACCCAAUAAGGGAAACUAUACUCAGGCUUUAGCACAAACUCCUUGGAUUUGAAAGAGACACUUUCACAAAGUCCUCAACACGUUUAGCUGCUCAUUAAAGAAAAUAGGCCAUUGACAAUUGCCUUGUAUAGCACAAGUUGGAUAUGGAUGCUUGACUUUGAACACGUGGACUGUUUACCACCUUGAUAUUUUUUAAAGAGAUGUUUUGUAUACUUGAACCUAUAUGACAGAGAUAAAGUUUCCCUUUACAACUAUUCAUAAGUAAGCUACUUUUAUUAAGGGAUUCUUGUUAGGAACAGCACACAAAAACUUGCCAAAUUUUCCAACAUUAACAUUCCAGUGACUCAAACUUUCUUGGGUUCCCUUUUUGCAUGAAAGCACAAACACAUAUUUGAUCAAAGAUGGUACAGAACAACCACAGAGCUUACAUUAAAGUGCAAGUUUCAACAGGUUGAUAACUCCCUGCACAACUAGUGUCCAGGUGGAGGUAUUACAUCCUUACUAUUUUUUUUCCAGACCCUUAGAGGGGUCUUCUUAGUGAUUAAACAACUCUAACCUCUUACCACAGAUGCUGACAACUGUUCUCAGAAACCCUGAAUGCUGCAGCUAUGUGUAUCAUUGGUCUCAUAUGGUUACUACUGUAGAGCAGUCAUCUGGAUGCAUGGAAUGUUCACUGCAGACUUCCCAACUAUUAGGUAGGAGAAUUCUAUCCCCCUAAUGGAACCUAAAUGUCUAAAAAGAGAAACACACAAAGUUAGAUCACCGGCUGCUAAUAUUUAAUGCGCGUAUGUGAUUGUAUGAGAGAUGUUUUGUGCAGGUGAGGCGUUCUGCAGGUGUGGAUGUAAUUUCUUUAUCCGUGUCGUGUCCUGCUCUCUUGUCUUGUUUUGAUCAUUUUGCUCAAUGACAACCUUGCCUUGAAGAUGUUAACUCUAAACUGUGCAGUCAGUUUGACUGUCAGGACAAUGCUGAUUAAAGUAACAGUAGAAAAAUGAACACUCACAUUCAUAGUGCAGUACACAGUCCUUUAGUUACCUUAAACACUUUCUCAGUCAGAAGAUCUACGCCAUGUUGCUUUUGAGCUUGUAUAACUGCCAUCACACACAGACACAAAUACACACACAUGCAUGCACACUUGCGGACACACACACACGCACACACACUUACACACUUAAACCUGGAAGGUCACCACACACAUUCUUACAUGCAAUGAGUGAGCUGAAGAGCACAGCAUUGAAACCCCCGAUGGCCCUAGGGCCUAACCUUUGACCAUGUGACCUUCAGUAAUAAGUCCUCCAGUAGAGAGAGGAUGCAGACCAGUGAUUCAUCAUGGGGAUUGAGUGUUGGACCAUUAUUAUGUUCAAACUCACUGUUUGCAUGAAGUAAAAGAUGAGUAUAAUUUUUAUACACCACUAUCUUAAAAGCAUGAUAUUGAAGUGCCUCCUUGCACUUUGUGUAUAUAUUGUAGGUAACAGAUAUUUUUUGGUUUUAUUUGGGGGGGGUGUUGACAUGGUAUGUAGAAAUAGAAAUGAAUUGCUGUGACAUUUUUUGUAAUCCUCUAGAAAAAUAUAAUCUAUGUUCUGAAUAAAAAUAGAUUAGUCAAAAUGUAUAGAAAAUAAUGUGCAAGAAAUUGUUGCUGUUAGCUAGUUGUCUCACUUAGCUGUCACACAUCAAUGUAUAAAUAUAUUGUUUUGUAUCUAAUGUAAGCGUCUUGAAUGUUUGUUCCAAGGAGAUAUGUCGCGUGCAUUCCUUUUCACUGUACAUAAAUAUAUAUAUAUAUAAUUACUCUGUUCAAUGGCACUGCAGAACGUUCCAGAGGAUACAAUGAUUUUGAAGCAAACAUGUUGAACUGGAAAGACAAAGCGAAAGAGGAAGGAAAGUAUCUGAUUAAAGAAGGGAGUCCACAUGGGGUGGUGGGCUCUUUCUAAUUUGGUGAGAUGUGGAUGUAAUCAUGACCAGGUUUGCAGAAGACAAAAAGAUCCCAAUUUUUUUAUUUUUCCUUUAUUUUACUAGGCAAGUCAGUUAAGAACAAAUUCUUAUUUUCAAUGACGGCCUAGGAACAGUGGGUUAACUGCCUGUUCAGGGGCAGAACGACAGAUUUGUACCUUGUCAGCUCGGGGGUUUGAACUUGCAACCUUCCGGUUACUAGUCCAACGCUCUAACCACUAGGCUACUAGGCUAGGCUACGCUGUACGUACUAUUAACUAAUGAAACAAGCACAGCCGAGCUGUUAGUUUAGUUCAUUACGACUGAAAUAGCAAAUCUGAUCAGAAUGUCAGGUGUAGUUUGCCAAAAUAUAUCUCCUAAGAUGAUCGCCCAGAUCCUGGUCAAAAAUUCAUUCUAGACUUUCUACCAGAGAACACAAACACACCUUUAGUGUCCACCAUCUUGUUUUGUGCAGUAUGCACUAUGCUGUGGCAAUUACAAGACAUGGAUAUCUAUACCAAACAGUCAAGGUUCAUGUUUAGAUUCUGCCUAAGAGUUAAACUGUAACAGUAGUGAGCCCAAGUGUCAUAUCCAUGCACUAGCCUCUGUCGAACCAGCACUUUCAAACCACCAGCACCAUUUCAAUAAACCCUCCAGACACAUAUUGAUCAUUUUGCCUUUUUGCUUUUCCUAAUUGUCAUCACAAUUGUCUGCAUGCACCAACAAAUCCAAUAUAUUAAGUAAAGGAUGUCAAAAUGGAAAUUGAUUGGCACAGUAUUUCUAAGAGUAGCCAGUAGAUCUUUAUAUCUAUAAGUCUGUAUUCUACAGAAGUCUCUGUCUUUCUGAUAGGAUCAUCCGGAGUAUCCUGAUAACCUAUCUAUUUGAAAUGUUGU